Molecule: messenger RNA, 975 nt
Organism: Dermatophagoides farinae (American house dust mite)
Lineage: Eukaryota; Metazoa; Arthropoda; Arachnida; Sarcoptiformes; Pyroglyphidae
Source: RefSeq, a predicted model, not a curated record
AAGAAAAUUUUGUCAUUCGUAAAUCAUUAUCACAUAUGUUGUUGAAAAAACGUAUUCAUAAGAAAAAAACAAUCACAUCGAUCAUGAUGGAUGAUCCACGUUCGCCUACCAAUAAUUUUGUUCGUACACCAAUUUUGGUCGAACAAAUGGAAUAUAAUGAUGUAUUAUCACCGUUCAAUGUUACCGAUAUGCUCGAUGCAGUUGAAUCGGCAAUCGAAUGUAAUGAAAAUACAUUGAUUGAAAAUGUUUGUCCAAUGGAUAUGAAUAAAUCGGAUGGUCCAAAAACUCCCAUAGCUAAUAAUUAUGAUGAUGAUGAUGAUGAUGGCGGUAAUAUCGUCGAAAAGAAAUCAAUCGAAAAAUAUGAAACAAUUAUUCAGGCUGAAAAUGAUGAUAAAAUUUUGAAAAUUGAUCAAAUAUAUGAUUGGAACAAGAUUGAAUUCAAAGAAAAACCAUUGACUGAUUCAAUGAUUGUUGAAACAUCAGUCAUGUCCGAUAUGACUAGAAAUUCAAUGUUGAAUCAAUCAGAAACUCAAUCAUUGAUUGAUAACGCUGAUGAUGAUGAUGAUAAUGACGAUGACAAUGACAAUGUUGAGAAUAACAAUUGUAAAAUCAUCGGAUACACUGUCAAAAUAAUCGAUAAUCAUCAAUCAAUUUUAAAUAAUGAAAAUAUCGAAACAGUUGUGUCAUCGACACCGAAAAAACAAAACCAAUCAUUGAAACAACAGCGAACACCAUUGAUUUCGAUUGGCAAUAGUCCAGUGGUCAAAUCGAAUAUGAAAAAAUUUCAAAAAAACCAUUCAAUUGUAAACAAAAAACGAAUUACGAAUGGGCAACGUAAAUUGCCAAAACAACCAUCAACACCAAUGACACCAUUGAAUAGAAAUCAUAUGCAAAAUCUAAUUUCAUUUGACAAGGAAAACUUUUGAAUUGAUGACAAAUUUUGAAAAAAUAUUUUGAUUUGAAACUUUUUUUUUU